Messenger RNA from Blepharisma stoltei, 876 nucleotides. Lineage: Eukaryota; Ciliophora; Heterotrichea; Heterotrichida; Blepharismidae. The record is from the annotation of a GenBank genome assembly.
AUGUUAUUUUUUCAAAAAACGAGAGACACGUAUGAUUUCUCCUCUAUUGAAUUGACUGCUUUAUGCCCAUUUAAGAUGCAUUGGAGAAUUGCCCAAAACAACCAGGAAUCCUUUGCAUACAAACUCACAGAUAUCAAUCCAUUUAAUUUUCAUCAACGAAUUACAGAUUAUCAGAUUCAAAAUGAGUCAAAGUUACAAAGAAUUCCUCUUGAAAUGCAAGAUAAGGCAAUAGAAUUAUUUUGGCAAAAAUUAUCAGUUAAUGAGAUGUUUACUGCAGGCAUUUUAAUAACUAGCAGAGUCGAAGGAAUGCAUGCUAAGUUAAAAGGAAUUAUGAAAACAAUUAAAAGAAAUAGUGAUAUUAAGAUUUUUACGGCUUUUGAGAGUAUUGCAAGUAGAGAAGACGAAAAAAUAAUGUUAAAAGAGUAUGAACAAACCAAAAACACAACUUUCACGAUAAAUACGAUGGAAGCAAUCGGAAAGUUAUAUUCUAAUCAUUGUUUAAAGCACUACCAAAACUCUAUUAAUGGUAUUAAAGCAACUUUCUUAGAGGACAAUAGGGAUGAUGAUCAAAGAUGGAAAGUUUUAAACAAAAUACCCAAAUUGAGUAAAGAAGAAUAUAUAAUCAAAAAAUCUCUCAAAUACACAUGCAGGAAAUAUGAAAAAUAUAAGAUUCUAUACAACCAUCUUCUUUUUAUAUAUAAAAUUACUGGGAGAAAUAUUAUAGAGUUAAUUAUUGAAAAUACAGCGAGAAGAUGGCUAUUGCCUUCAGUUUCUGACGAAACGAAUAACGAAUUAUUCAAAAGAAUUCAAGGUGUAACUUAUUAUCGCAAACUAAAUGCAUCUCCAGUUAAUCAAGAAGAGAGAAAGAGAUAUUAG